CAAUACGCGUGUUGCUCAAAAUUUGGUUCCAUUUCUUUGUAUCGUCGGUGGACAGAAUUAUAUUCCCCCAAGUCUCAAGAACAACGCUCAAAGGCCGAGAAGCUAUUAGACAAUGCUUUUCCAACCUUCUCCGAGACUUUAUCUCCACGUACCAACGGGUCAAAUGGUUUACCAAACAACCCUUUGGGUAUAAAAAUACAAUCGCCGACUGAAUCUUCCAUGUAUUGUAAAUGGCUUUUGGAGAAUUCAACCUCGCCUUAUGCUCAAUUGUUUGCAUCGGCAAGGUUAAAAAGUCUGGUCUUGGAUCAUUAUUCUAUGUUCACAGCGAAACAUAAAUUAGAACUGAGUAUGGGAAGUUUUUUAUUCAAUUAUUUGGCUUUACAUCCUGAUUAUCAGCCAUUUGUCUUGUCUUCGCUUGCACAACUGUUUGCAACUAUAACAAAAGUUGGAUGGUUUGAAGACGAUGAAUUCAAAAAUAUAACAAAUGACGUAUCUAAUUUCAUACAGUCUACUGUGGACCAUAGAAUUGUAGCUAUUGGAUUUAGAGAUUCUGAAUUACUAGACAUUUUCCGGCUGGGUUUUGUUGUUCUACGUCAAAUUUUGAAUGGAGAAAUGGUUUACACAUCUGAACGUAAAUUGAAAGAAUAUUGUUUGACUUUACUUCGCAACUGUUUCGCAUUUGAUUUCAUUGGCACAACUCCGGACGAGUCUGGUGAAGAUGUUGGAAGUAUCCAAGUUACAUCAUCUUGGCGUUCAACAAUCGAAGAUCCGACUUUCCUCCAAACAUUUUUCGAGGCUUAUAAAAGGUUUCAACCGCCACAUUCAAGUCAAGUUAUGGAAGUGCUCGUUCAAAUUUCUUCAAUUCGUCGUUCUCUUUUUAAUGAAGAAGAGCGUUCCAAAUUUCUUCAUGCAUUGAUGCAAGGAAUUAGCGAGAUAAUAAUAGGUUCAAUAGGAUUAUCUGAUUUAAACAACUAUCACGAGUUUUGUCGUCUUCUUUCAAGAUUUAGAUCUACGUAUCAAUGGAACGAGAUCACUGAGAAAUCCGGAUUUAGCGAUUGGAUUGAUUUUGUUGCCGACUUUACUAUUAAAGGAUUUAAUAGUUGGCAGUUUGUGCCAAAUAGCAUACAAUAUUUACUUGCAUUUUGGUCCAAAAUGUAUUCAUAUGCUGGGAAUGCUCGUCCAGGUUCUACAAAUAAAUUAGAUAUAAUUUCAAGCAAACUAACUGCAGCAUACAUAAGUUCUAAAAUUCAAUCAGUGGAACAAAUAUUAGAUGGUUCUAUUGAUGAUCCUUUAGAGAAUGAAGAUGCUCUUGUGGAUGAUCUCGAGAUGUUUUCAAAUAUUGCUCGGUACAAAUAUGAUGAAUCUCAGACAAGUAUUGAUAAUAUAUUCCAACCAAUCUUUAAUCAAUAUAAAGAAUUAUAUACACAAGUGAACGCUGGAAUUGUUAAUAGUUCCUAUACUCAAUUUUUCGAUACAAUUGAAACAAAAUUUGCUUGGCUUAUGUAUAUGAUUGGAGGAAUGAUCGGAGGUCGACAGACUUAUAUUAGUUCUGAAGAACAAGAUUUGAUUGAUGGUGAACUUACAUGCCAAAUUCUCCAACUAAUGAAUAUGAAUGAGCAAUGGAAUGCACCGCGUACCAGUGGUAGCGGUUAUGAAAAAUUUGAAUUGGCUUUAGUUUAUUUUUUCCAACAGUUUCGCAAGAGUUACAUCGGUGAAAGUGCACAAAGGGUUUCAAAAGUUUAUAGUAAAUUAUCUGAUAUAGGAUAUAAUGAUCAAUCUAUGCUAUUGAAUGCUAUUAUUCAAAGAAUAGCAAAGAAUCUUGAAGGAUGGGGCCAUAGUUCAAAAAUAAUUCAACGCAGUGUUUCUUUGUUUAAUGACUUAGCCGGAGGAAUUUUAUUUGCAGAAGAUAAUGUUGAGAGGGAUUUUGAGGAUUUUGUUAAACCUUGGGAUAUCACAUUGACCGAACUCGGAACCUUUAACUCAUUAAACGUUUUUAGACAGCCUGCUGUUAAAGCAACUAUCUCUGGUAUCUUUCGUGAUUUGAGAGGAUUUCUUUCCGCAAUUCAAAGCAAAAAGAAUUUUUUGGUGUUUUUUGAAUGGUUCUACCCACAUUAUGUACCAAUCCUUUACCACUCAUUGGAAGCUUGGGAUAAUGAUCCAUUAGCAAUUACAAUUUUAAAAUUUUUCUUAGAAUUUGUAAGUAAUAGAUCACAAAGAUUGAACUUUGAUAUUUCCUCACCAAAUGGUAUUCUGUUAUUCCGAGAAACCAGUAAAGUAAUUUCAACAUACGGUCGGCAAAUUAUCGGACGUCCUUUCAACAGUCAAGAUAAAUAUGCUGAAAAAUAUAAAGGAAUAUCAAUCUGUUUUAAUAUAUUGACGAAAUCUUUUGCAGGAAGAUACGUCAAUUUUGGAGUUUUUGAACUUUAUGGAGAUAAGGCUCUCGAAAUAGUUCUUAAUACUUCGUUUGAAAUGAUGCUUUGUGUUCCAUUUGAUGAUAUCCUCAUGUACCCAAAACUUUCUAAAACGUUCUAUGAGUGGUUAGAUACGUUUACUAAUGGACAUAUGAUGGCAUUGCAUAAUAUGGAUUCAAAUGCAUUUCUUUACAUUAUGCGUGCUCUUGCAGAGGGAAUUCAACAUUUUCCACAUGGUUCACAAUGUGCUGCUGCUUGUAGUGCGAUUGACCAUAUUUGUACUUUUGUUAUUCAGCAAUCUGCUAAACAAAAGCCAAAACGACAUUGGCUCCUCUCUUAUUUAACCCAAUAUCCAAAUAUAUUACCAUAUUUAUUUACAGCUAACUUUAGUGCGGUACUGUUCGAAGAAAGUCAAAAUCAAUGGUCACUUUCACGUCCAUUACUUUGUUUAAUAUUAUUGAACCCGGACUACUGGGAACAGUAUACUCGUAAUCUUGUGUUAUACCAAUUGCUUGAAAGAAGAGAUGUCCUCGCUAAGGCAUUAACAUCGCUAAUGCAAGAUGUUGAAUUCAACCUGAUAUCCAAAAACCGAGAUCGAUUUACUCAAAAUCUUAGUACAUUUAAAAGAGAGUUGACUAAUGAUAAUGUUAUAUUAGUAGCACCACCUAUGGAUAUGAAGAUGACUAUGUGA
This is a messenger RNA of Funneliformis mosseae, 3102 nucleotides long. NCBI's taxonomy places the organism in Eukaryota, Fungi, Glomeromycota, Glomeromycetes, Glomerales, Glomeraceae. The record is from the annotation of a GenBank genome assembly.